Molecule: messenger RNA, 843 nt
Organism: Histoplasma mississippiense
Lineage: Eukaryota; Fungi; Ascomycota; Eurotiomycetes; Onygenales; Ajellomycetaceae
Exons: 4
Coding region: 1-843 (280 amino acids)
Source: RefSeq, a predicted model, not a curated record
AUGGGUAUUGAUAUCAAUGCAAAGCGAAAGAAGAUCAUGGAACUCUCUAUGGAUAAUGUCGAUGAUAUCCCAGACAAAGGUCACCAGCGUUGUCCCUGUGAGGCAGCUGUUAUUGUGCCGAGGUCCCUUCAAUCACCAAACGUAGCUGCCGAGGCGCUGAACAAUGAGCAUGGAAAUCCUGCGACUUCUGGAUUCCCAUCAUCUUCUGAAAACGCACAACAUUUUAGAGAAGGAGGUAUUAUUGACAGCGAAAGGGGAUCCUCCAGGAUAAAUCUGGCAAUGACUAGUGAAACACCAAACAGGAUACCAGAUAGUGCGGGACUUGGCAUUAAUCACGAACAACCUCAAGAUGAGUCGAGAGAAAACAUGCAACAACAUGCAACACCAGUAGAAAAUGGAACUAUCGACUUUGAAGCAAACGAUAUCGGGAUUGAAGACCUCGAAAAUCCUAACUCACGAAACAGCAGUUUGCCCACGAACAUCCCUUUAAGGACAUACGGUGUGUCUUUGAAACGAAACCCUACUUCAGAUUUUAACCACAACCGAAGUCGGAGCACCAGCCACUCCCUCUUACCAAGUCCCCAAACCGUUGAAAGACAUCAAGCAACCUUCUUGUACAUGAAACGAGUCUCAUUGUUUUUCCUUUCAUUACUCCUGACUUGGACCCCGUCCACUAUCAACCGCAUCCAUUACAUUUCUAGUCCGGACAAACCAAUGUUUGGUUUGAGUCUUUUGGCUGCAGUUGUUCUUUCACUGCAGGGCUUCUGGAACUUAGUAGUAGCCGGUACAUACUACGAAAUCUUAGGCCAGGAGGAGUUUUUGGUAAACCCAUUCAUUGGGUAA